AUGACACCUCGUUCGUUACUUAUCACCGGAGUGUCCGGAUAUAUUGGCGGCACUGUCCUGUCGUCAAUCCUUGAACAACAAGAUCAAUGGACUAAGCUGCUGAAAAUAUCAGCACUUGUGAGAAGCAAGUCCCAAGCGAGUACUGUCCAGAAUCUCGGUGUUCUCCCUGUGAUGUUCUCAAGCUUCGAUGAAACAGAGGCACUGGAGGAGAUUGCUAAGGACUUCGACGUUAUCAUCCACGCCGGUGCCGGCUGGCAUACCUCCUCAGCAAAAGCCUUGAUUACCGGGCAAGGUGCUCGUAAGGCAGCACUUAGCCGCCCUGUUCACUACAUCCAAAUCUCUGGAACCUCUAAUUUGAGCGAUCGUCCGCACACGGAUGGAUAUACGGAUACCCACCAGUUCAACGACGAAGAAGAUAUCUUCUCCUAUGAGAAGUAUCGUGAAUCCCGCGAGGCUUAUUACCAACGGACCACUGAUAUUACCGUUGUCGAGGCCGGCGAGGCCCUUGGGGUUACUACCUAUGUUGUGAUGGCACCUACUGUCUAUGGUCUGGGCACCGGAUCGUUUAACCGCUCUUCUAUUCAGCUCCCUGCCAUGAUCGCCGAUGCCAUCAAAAGCGGUAUGGUCAGCGUUGUAUCAGAAGGAAAGACGAUCUGGAGUCAUGUCCAUGUGCAAGACUUAGCUAGUCUACAUCUGACUCUCCUCCAAUACAUUUGCACGGAUUCUCAGAUCCCAUCCGGUCGGAAGGGAAUAUACUUCUGCGAGACCGGCGAGCAUUCACACCGCGAAUUCUCAGAGUUACUAGCCAAGGCCGCCUAUGAGCUUGACGUGUUGCCUACUGCAGAGGUGAAGAAGAUUACUCUGCAGGAGGCCGGUGACAAGCUAGCUCUAGGCAGUAUCUUGAGAGCUGAGCUUUCCUUUGGGGCUAAUGCUCGUUGCAAGGCUGUGCUCGGUCGCAAGCUAGGUUGGACCCCGUUACAUACUGCGGACUGGGAGACUUCAUUCCACACCGAAGUGAGCGCAUUCAUCAAGAAUCCCCCACGCGAAAGGGAGCUUCCAAAGCUCCUCAAGUAA
Messenger RNA from Penicillium coprophilum, 1074 nucleotides. Its product is annotated as NAD-dependent epimerase/dehydratase family protein. The record is from RefSeq and is a predicted model, not a curated record. Lineage: Eukaryota; Fungi; Ascomycota; Eurotiomycetes; Eurotiales; Aspergillaceae. The transcript is spliced from 4 exons. Bases 1 to 1074 code for a protein of 357 amino acids.